AUGCUCAAAAGUUUGAUUUCUACAUCAGUUGUCACAGUUCUCGCACUAGUCUUUGGGAUAGCUGUUAUCGUGCCGCUAAUGACCGACCGCAAGGGCUCCAAGUCCAAACACACCCACCACGUUCCCAAAGAGGACCAUUCCAGAAUCCCGGCACUCGACUUUGGUAGCAUUCUCGACUACACCUCUGGAGACUUCAAGGUUAAGGUAUCGAGUUCCAGUUUCACGCAUGAAUUCAUCAAAUACUCUCACCAGCCGGAACAGGGCGGACUCUUUCUGGUGGACAAAUUCAAGUACCACGAGCUCGAACUCUCUGGAAUAACAUUCUCUGAGCCUCUACUCGACGUUCAUGUCUACUUCAGGAAUUAUCCCUUCGCUCCUCUGUUGGUGGAACUCACUGUACCUGGAGAUGACAAGCCCGGUAGAAUCUUCUUAAGGAGCAACGGCGACGGCUCCUUCUACAAGAAGACGGUCGGAGAUGUGCUCUUUGAGCUAGACAUGGUGGUAGAAACCCUAUACAGCAUGAUCGUUGUCUACAUCGACAAGGACUCCUGGUACAAGUACUAUGACGUUAUAGUCGACGUUACCAAGACGGAAGACAACCCUGCACCAGGCUACGACUCGUAUCUGCAUGACAGAAAGUUCUUCCAGCCAAUGGGAGUCACUGACUUUUAUGACGGACGCAAGAGACUAUCCGGUCUCCCAACUGGAGGGGACAUCCAAAAUGUCAUGGUCUACGUCUCAAGAGAAGGUCGUGUGCCUCUCAUGAUCAGAACAGCUCGUGCUCCCUUCUACCCCAAAACAGAGUACAUUUCCUACAGCUACUACUUUAGCAACGGAGAUGGAAGCUGGACACAGUACACUUCAAACCUAACAAAGAGACAGUUGAAGAUCAAACUCGAUGAAGUCAAGGGAAGAUUAGUCCCACCUCAACCCAAAAAAGGAGAAAAAGACUUUUAGACACUCCAGUGGAUACCGCAUGGACAGCACACUUUGUACAUAAUCACAUGCACAAUUAUCACAGGCGUCCGUUG
Theileria equi strain WA is the source of this 1031-nucleotide messenger RNA. Its product is annotated as signal peptide containing protein. The record is from RefSeq and is a predicted model, not a curated record. Bases 1 to 957 code for a protein of 318 amino acids. The transcript has 2 exons. NCBI's taxonomy places the organism in Eukaryota, Apicomplexa, Aconoidasida, Piroplasmida, Theileriidae.